GCGCAUUUACGUCACGCCGAGCGCUGAUUGGCCGAAUCCGUCGGUUUCCGGUGGGAGCCGCUGCCGUCUGUGAGGCCGAGGCGGGGCGGGGGCGCUGAGGGCCCGGCAGAGCCGCCCGCGCCAGCUGAUCCUGAGAUCAACGCUUCUCACUCAGUAGUCCUAAGCUGUUGCAGCUGUCUCUGAGCCAGCAAUGGCAACUUCCAGCAGCAGCAGCAGUGAGGAGGAGCGCAGUCUUCGGGAAUGUGAGCUUUAUGUCCAAAAACACAACAUCCAGCAACUUCUGAAGGAUUGCAUUGUGCAGCUGUGCACAGUGAGACCUGACCGACCCAUGGGAUUCCUGAGAGAAUACUUUGAAAGACUGGAGAAGGAGGAAACAAAACAGUUGUUAAACCAACAGAAGUCUGGUUCACGCUCAGACUCACGGGAGGAUGAAAUCUCUCCUCCUCCUCCUAUGAACCCUGUGGUCAAGGGCCGAAGAAGACGAGGGGCCAUCAGUGCAGAAGUCUAUACAGAGGAGGAUGCUGCAUCUUAUGUUAGAAAGGUUAUUCCAAAAGAUUAUAAAACUAUGGCUGCAUUGGCAAAAGCUAUUGAGAAGAAUGUGCUGUUUGCCCAUCUUGAUGAUAAUGAGAGAAGUGACAUCUUCGAUGCGAUGUUCCCCGUCACUUACAUUGCAGGCGAGACUGUCAUACAGCAAGGUGAUGAAGGUGAUAACUUCUACGUUGUUGAUCAAGGAGAAAUGGAUGUUUAUGUGAACAAUGAGUGGGCAACCAGUGUUGGUGAAGGAGGAAGCUUUGGAGAGCUUGCCCUUAUAUAUGGAACUCCCCGUGCAGCAACUGUCAAAGCGAAGACAAAUGUGAAGUUGUGGGGCAUUGACAGAGAUAGCUACAGAAGGAUCUUGAUGGGGAGUACUUUAAGAAAGAGAAAGAUGUAUGAGGAAUUCCUCAGUAAAGUGUCUAUAUUGGAAUCUCUGGACAAGUGGGAGCGCCUUACUGUAGCUGAUGCCUUAGAACCAGUACAGUUUGAGGAUGGGCAAAAGAUUGUGGUCCAGGGAGAGCCAGGAGAUGAGUUCUUCAUUAUCUUGGAGGGCACAGCUGCAGUGUUACAGCGUCGAUCAGAAAAUGAAGAAUUUGUUGAAGUGGGCAGACUGGCACCUUCUGAUUAUUUUGGUGAAAUAGCUCUGUUGAUGAACCGUCCCCGUGCUGCCACAGUUGUUGCUCGUGGCCUGUUGAAGUGUGUGAAGCUCGAUCGACCCCGAUUUGAACGUGUCCUGGGUCCGUGCUCAGAUAUUCUCAAGCGAAACAUCCAGCAGUACAACAGUUUUGUAUCGCUGUCUGUCUGAAGCCUUCCUCCCUCAGCAACGUGCUUCACCAACGCAGACUGCUUUAUUACCCUUGUGCAGAGCCACAUGGCCACUGGCAUUUGCAGCUUCCUGUCUGUUUAAAAAAAAAAAAAAAAAAAAGCUUUUCAUAGUACUAUUUUUAAUUUAGAGCAUAUUAGUUCUGUGCUCUCUGUCCCAUUAAAUACAUAGGAAAAAGUUCUAUGGAGAUGUUUGCUGUUACAGCUUCUCUCUGUGCAACUGUGUCCAACUCGGGCAAAUACAGCAAACACAGCCUUGCUUUACUGAAGGAGAGAUCUCCAGGCACCGUGACAAUUGCCACAGAAUAAGGAGGUAGCAGGGUGUGGGGGGAAUUUCAAGGUAUUUCUUAAAUCAUUGGACAGAUUUUAAGGCUGUAGUCCUAACCUGCUGUAUUUCUUUCCAAAUGAGAAUUGCCCAUGUUACUGA
Lagopus muta (rock ptarmigan) is the source of this 1783-nucleotide messenger RNA. It is a transcript of the gene PRKAR1A, whose product is annotated as protein kinase cAMP-dependent type I regulatory subunit alpha. Gene Ontology annotation, cellular component: cAMP-dependent protein kinase complex. Lineage: Eukaryota; Metazoa; Chordata; Aves; Galliformes; Phasianidae. Gene Ontology annotation, molecular function: cAMP-dependent protein kinase regulator activity. The record is from RefSeq and is a predicted model, not a curated record. The transcript is spliced from 12 exons. Bases 191 to 1339 code for a protein of 382 amino acids. Gene Ontology annotation, biological process: regulation of protein phosphorylation.